Polypterus senegalus (gray bichir) is the source of this 1002-nucleotide messenger RNA. RefSeq names its product membrane magnesium transporter 1 (gene mmgt1). The transcript is spliced from 4 exons. Bases 51 to 440 code for a protein of 129 amino acids. NCBI's taxonomy places the organism in Eukaryota, Metazoa, Chordata, Cladistia, Polypteriformes, Polypteridae. Gene Ontology annotation, cellular component: early endosome; EMC complex; Golgi apparatus. The record is from RefSeq and is a predicted model, not a curated record.
CGUCGGCACCUUCCCACGGCGGCUUCACGCUCGCUCCUUCCCAAAAGAAGAUGGCGUCCUCUGUUUGGAAGGGUCUUGUUGGGAUUGGGCUUUUUGCUUUGGCUCAUGCUGCCUUCUCAGCGGCUCAGCAUCGAUCCUACAUGCGACUUACUGAAAAGGAAAAUGAAACCCUACCCGUGGAUAUAGUCCUUCAGACCUUGUUGGCAUUUGUAGUCACUUGCUAUGGCAUUGUACACAUCGCCGGGGAGUUUAAAGACAUGGAUGCAACAUCAGAACUAAAGAACAAGACAUUAGACACCCUCCGAAAUCACCCAUCAUUUUACCUCUUCAAUCAUCGUGGGAGAGUCCUUUUCCGAUCUCCUGAAGAAAACACUCCAAGUCAGCAGGCACUCCCCUCUAAUCCUUUACGGCUGCGAAAACUGGAGCCAUUGCGUCAAUGAGAAUUAUUUGGAUUCUCUGGAUUAAGAAUUUAAUGUGACUGGAGUGUAAAAAAAAAAGACGACAAAAAAAUAAAAAGGUCCUCUUAAUGGUAGUGGCAGGCGAGAGACGACAUCUUACCUUAGUACUCAAAACCUUUGGUGGUGUUUGUGUCAUUUUUACUUUCAAAAUUACGCCCAGAGUUAUUUUUGAAAUUUGAUUCCCGUAUUCUGUAUGUAAUAUAGCAUCAUUUGAAGCAGCGCAGAGCAAUAAGUUUUGUUUUUUUUUACACUCCACUGUGGUUGAUGUACACUUCUAGUGCUGGAUAUAAAGCAAAUUUCAGAAACAAUAUUUCUUUCUUACUAUUCUGGAUUUUGUAAUAAAGACAGUUACAAGAUAUGUUCUUAUUUAAAACCGUUCUAUUAAAAAAAUAAUAAUAAAAACCACAAAAAACUCGCACAUUAAGAAAGCAGUAUAUGUCAUACCGUAUCAAUUACCAAGUGUGAAGCAGCUAGUAUAAACAGGAAUAUGUACAAAACGUAAAUAAUUUUUAACUUAAUAAAUUCAGUUUUGGAAAAAAAAAAA